Molecule: messenger RNA, 1703 nt
Organism: Meloidogyne enterolobii
Lineage: Eukaryota; Metazoa; Nematoda; Chromadorea; Rhabditida; Meloidogynidae
Source: the annotation of a GenBank genome assembly
AUGAUUCAACACAAAAUUCUACUUCUUACUUCAAAUGUUGGUUCACUCUUUGAAAAUAAAGGAGGAUGCCGCAAAUAUUGGCUAAGUCAAAUAACAAAAGAAAUAAUUUUGAAUUUUCCUUCUUUUGUUGCUUUACACCUUCAAGAGAGUGGGGGGAAGAAUUACAAAUUAAAUGCUAAAGAAAUGCCGGUACUUGUUGAUGAAUUACAAAAACGAUUGGCUUCUGAAGGUUAUGUUGUUUCGAGGUGUUUUCUUGAUAUUCAAUGUGAACUUAUUGAGGAAUUUACGGCUCUCUCUUCUCUUUUCUUCAUCCAUGAAUCUGCUGUUAAACUUGUCCAACAAUUCAAUUUUAAACAACGCAAAUUUAUUCCAAUUGUUGACUCAAAAUAUUCUCAAUUAAUUCUAACUUCUGGAUUAAAUCGUUCUGGAUUUGUUAGAAAAGAAAAAUUUUCUAGGGAUUUUUGGCCGUCUUUUCGGUUUGGAAGAAAAGGAUUUUUACAUACUCGAUGGAAAUUUGAUGAAAGAAUUUUUGAUUUGAUUAAUAUUCAUUUAUUUCACGAUGAAUCAAAUUUGAAUCUUUUAGAGAAUCCAACCCUUUACAGCAAUAACAGAAAAAAUGCUUUUAAUUAUGUUCUCCAAAAAUUUGAAAAAUUUAAUGGAGGUACAAUUGAAGGAGCUAGCAAUUUAUUUGUUUUUGGCGAUUUUAAUUUUAGAUUGGAUUUUGCUUCGUUUGUAAAGAAACUGACAAGACAGACAAACGACCGCCAAAUUCUGCUCUGUCCACCAAUUGUUGAACAACAAACAAAUUCAAGAAGUUCAACAACUUCAACUUCGGAUUUAUCAACUUUAGACGAAGAAGAAAUUUCUUUAUUGGAACAUUCAACAAAUUCAAAAAAUCAAUUUUUGUCUUCCUCAACGGAUCCUUCAGCCAGUAGUUCAGAAACUGAUGAAUUGAGAACUUCUUGUGAUGAUAUGGAUGAAAUAAAUGAAACAAAUUUUUGUUUAAAUACGUCGACUAGAAGAAGAAAUUCAAUUAUAGAGUAUUACAAGCCUUUAAUGAGGUCGUAUUUGAGUCCUUUUGAUGGACAAAGAGGAAAUGUUAGUUGGGUAUUACGUGUUGGUAGAAAACGCUUUGAAUAUUUUGAUGAAAAAUGGCUUUUGGAUGAAUGGAAAGUUUAUAGAGAGGACGAUUGUGAAUUAAAUGAAUUUCCAUUGAAAGAAUUAUUUUUACAAUUUCCACCGACAUAUCCAUGGAGUGAAGAGCCGGGAAAUCAUAAUACUUUGAUGAAAACAAGAGCCCCCGCUUGGUGUGACAGAAUAUUAUUUAAUAAUAAUGCUUGUAAUCUUUUAAAUCAUUUAAACAAUGAUUCUUUAAAUUGCAACAAAUUUUAUCGUUCAUUUGCAAUGGAUGAUUGUAUUGGAGAUCAUAAACCUGUUUUGCUGCUUUUUUCACUUUCUUCAAAUUAAAAUUUGGAUUUAUAGUGUUUAGAAUAGUAAAGUAAAAAACAUUGUUUUUAAUCAGCUCGGUUCUAAAAAUUUAUUUCUUUAGUUUAAAAUUAGUAGUUAGAGCAAUAAUAAAUUAGUCAAAGUCCCUUAAAUUAAUUGAGAGGGUUGCUUUGGAAUUGAAAUGAAUUUUUAGGCAGAAAUUUAAAAAAAAAUGGGAGGAAAAAUUCAAAAAAAUUUUUUUCUGUUUAAAAAGAUUU